AGGAUGAACAUUCCAUCUUUCCUUGGAUGUGUUUGUCACAUGUAUGCAGAUGCAGAUUCCAAAAAAUGCAACCGGACCUCACGGGAACGGGAACUGAUGCUCGGGAUGCCAAAGAUCCGAUCUGGAAACACAUGGAAGAAAUCCAAACAUGCUCUGUUGAUGAAAAUGCACAGCUGAUGCGAUGAAGGGAGGGUCUGGGAGGAUGCUGUUGGUCUAUAAACUCAGGAGGGAGCUGCAGCAGGAUGCAAGAUCAGUACUGCAUCACUGGCGUGCCAAGAGGCUGGGUUUCCACAGCUGGGCCAGAAGUGGAAGAGGAUCCAGCCCCCAAGGAAAAGAGUGUGUGGGUCCCAAGCGUGCUUUGCACCAUCAGCAAAGAGCGUCACUCCUUCGUGGGAUACACCAUUGACAUCUAUGAGUCCCUGGACUCUUUCGGUGCCGUUAUUUGGCCAGCGGCUUUGGCUUUGUGUCAGUUCCUCGAUAACAAUCGCAAGCAGAUUGACCUCCUGGACAAGACAGUGCUGGAGAUUGGUGCUGGGACCGGCCUGGUGUCCAUCGUGGCCUGCCUGCUUGGGGCUUCGGUGACAGCCACGGACCUGCCGGAAAUCCUUGGUAACUUGUGCUGCAACCUGAAUCGAAACACUAGGGGGCACUGCAAGUACACCCCUCAGGUGGCUGCGCUCUGUUGGGAGCAGGACCUGGAACAGUCAUACCCCCGCUCCAUCUACCGGUACGACUACGUGCUGGCAGCCGACGUGGUGUACCACCACGACUUCCUGGAUGAACUGCUGGUGACCAUGAAGCACUUCUGCCUGCCGGGCACAACUCUGGUCUGGGCCAAUAAGAUCCGCUUCCAGACUGACCUGCGGUUCACUGACAACUUCAAGCAGGCCUUCCACACUACCCUGUUGGCCGACCUCCCAGAACAGGAGGUGAAGAUCUUCAUGGCCAGGAGCCGGGAGGAGUGAGACGUGUUCACCUAGCAUUCACUGUGCCUGUGCUGGUUUUAGACUCCUCCUACACCCCCUAUCUACAUUCCAACAGGUUUAUCCCUUUUUUAAAUUACAAUUUUUAUAGCCUUUAACGCAUAGAAUGUGGUGAUGGUGUGCUUGUUUGUAUAUGAAGAGACAGAAGGGUAUUCAUUUUGAGGCUGAUGUGUUUCACUUGUAAUUGGCAAAAUUAAACACUUAAUGAAAAAUAAAUGCUUGCUGAAUCUAAAAACUCAGACUGCUAGAAUUAAAUUGAGACCACAUGACAGACAGACUCAUUUUCAAAUAAUUUUAUUCUGAAUUGUUUCAGAGAACCCAUACUUUGUAGUAAAACAGCUUAUGUAAAUUCUCCUGUUGCUAAGGGAAAUAGAGCAUAGUUGUAUAUAUGUGAACUGCAUCUGCUCUUGAAAAUAUGGGAUUUCAACCUUUUUUUAUAAAUAAAACAUUUUCAUAAA
Messenger RNA from Paramormyrops kingsleyae, 1441 nucleotides. NCBI's taxonomy places the organism in Eukaryota, Metazoa, Chordata, Actinopteri, Osteoglossiformes, Mormyridae. The record is from RefSeq and is a predicted model, not a curated record.